GGUGCUGACGUCAUGGGGGCGGGGGGGGGCUUCCUUCGGUCGGAUUGAACUCCAUUUCCCAUGCUACCCCGCGCAUCAUCGCUGCUACUGCUGAGCCGCAGCUUCAGUUACCGAAGAUCCGCGGACCUGAAGGAGGACAGUGACCGAGGCUGCGCUCACGCCGGGAACGCGGACAGACUGUGGAACGGACGGACAGGACAGGUGAGACCCGCACAGGAGCUUUUCCUGAGGUUGUUGGCAUUGCGGGGUCAGAGGUCACGGUCCCAUGUGGUCUGAUAGAAGAUGAAACAACAUGACUUUGGACAGAGCGAGUCGGGGUCCUCCUGCAGCGCUCUGCCGGGGUCGCAGGUUUCACUGGAGGACAGAUCGACUGACUGCCACUGUGAAAAGCUGGAGGAGGGCGGAGCUAAAGAUGAAGAACAGAGCAAAGGUGGAGAGGAUGACAGAGCAGCAGGAAGCAGGGGAGGAUUCAGGGCGGGGCUACACACUGAUUGACAAGCUGCUCAUUGACAGUCCUCAUCUGCACCCUCUGCAGCUCAGGUGGGAUCAUCCCGUCGACAGUGCCGGGUUCUUCUCCUUCAUGACGUUUAAUUGGCUGACUCCUCUGGCCAUGUGCGCCCGCAGGAAGAAACAGCUCCUAUUGGACGAUGUCUGGGCUGUGUCGCAGCGGGAAAGCUGCCAUGACAACAGCAUGAGGCUGUGGGCUCUCUGGGAGGAGGAGCAGAGGUCAAAGGGCACAAGCGCCUCUCUGUGUUCAGUUGUCUGGGCGUUCUGUAGGAGACGCCUCCUGCUCUCCAUCCUCUGCCUCGCCGUCACUCAGGUGGCUGGGUUCAGCGGGCCGGCGUUCGUGGUGAAGCGUCUGCUCGAGUACACCCAGCAGGAGGAGGCCGACCUGGGCUACGGGCUGCUGCUGGUUCUGGGUCUCCUCGCCGCGGAGCUGGUGCGGUCCUGGUCUCUGGCUCUGACCUGGGCCCUGAACUACCGGACCGGGACCAGACUGAGGGGAGCCAUCCUCAGCCUAGCCUUCCAGAAGAUCCUGCGUCUGCGCAGCGUCAGGGACAAGUCUGUGGGACAGCUGGUGAACAUGUGCUCCAGUGACGGUCAGAGGAUGUUUGAGGCAGCAGCCGUGGGCAGUCUGCUAGCAGGAGGCCCCCUGGUGGCCGUCCUCGGUGUUGCCUACAAUCUGUUCAUCCUGGGACCGACCUCUCUGCUGGGCUCCACUGUCUUCAUCCUUUUCUACCCGACCAUGAUGUUCAGCUCGAGGAUGACGGCGUAUUUCAGGAGGAAGGGCACAGCCGUCACCGACAGGCGUGUUCAGAAGAUGAACGAGAUCCUCAGCUACAUCAAGUUCAUCAAGAUGUACGCCUGGGUCAAAGCCUUCUCGCAGGACGUCCACCGGAUCCGGGACGAGGAGCGCAGGAUCCUUGAGCUUACGGGAUACUUCCAGAGCAUUACAGUGGGCGUGGCGCCCAUCGUUGUCGUCAUCGCCAGCGUGGCGACAUUCUCCGCCCACAUGUUGCUAGGAUACGACCUGACAGCUGCUCAGGCCUUCACCGUGGUAACGGUGUUCAACGCCAUGACCUUUGCCCUGAAGGUCACACCGUUCUCUGUCAAGUCGCUGUCCGAGGCCUCCGUUGCUGUGGAAAGAUUCAAGAGUCUCUUCCUGUUGCCUGAGGUCGAUGGGGUCCGAGCGCUGCCCACCAACCCUCAGGUUGCCGUGGAGAUUAGCGGUGCCAGUCUGGCGUGGGAAGGAGGUGGACAGAGCGCUCAACCCAGUCCGAGUGUGGGAGGGGCCAGCAGACACCGACAGAGGGAAAAGUGCAGAGACUCGGCCGUCAUCCAGGAAGAGGACGAGGAGGAUGUGAAGGACUCCCUGCUGAGAGGAAGAGAAGGAGGAGAGGAGAGAAGUCCGGAGGAGGAAGACGGGGAGGUGUGUCCUCCAUUGCUGCCCACCCCCUCCAUCCCUCAGCGGCUGCAGAGCACGCUGCACAACAUAAACCUGAGCAUCCAGCAGGGGAAGCUGCUCGGCGUCUGUGGGAGUGUCGGCAGUGGAAAAACUUCGCUUGUUUCAGCUAUCUUGGGACAGAUGAUGGUGCUGGAGGGCAGCGUGGCGGUCAAAGGAAGGCUGGCAUAUGUGGCCCAGCAGGCCUGGAUCCUGAACGCCACGCUCAGAGACAACAUCCUGUUUGGGCUGCAGUAUCAGGAGGACAGGUAUCAGUCCGUCCUCAGUGCCUGCUGCCUCAGACCCGACCUCGCUCUUCUGCCCAGCGCUGACCUCACAGAGAUCGGAGAGCGUGGUGCCAACCUGAGUGGUGGGCAGCGGCAGCGAAUUAGCUUGGCCCGCGCCCUCUACAGUGACCGGGACGUUUACAUCCUGGACGACCCGCUAAGCGCCCUUGACACCCACGUGGCCAGCCACAUCUUCCACAACGCCAUCAGGAAGCAGCUUCGCCACAAGACCGUCAUCUUCGUCACCCACCAGCUGCAGUAUCUGGUGGACUGUGAUGAUGUCAUCUUGAUGAGAGAGGGGAGUAUUGUGGAACAGGGUAACCAUGACAACCUGAUGAAACUCAGUGGAGACUAUGCCGCCAUGUUUAACCUCUUCCUGCUUGGAGACAAACCACACAUUGAGGUACCUGCCUGUAGCUCAUCUCUCUGUCUCACCUGUCUGUAUCUCACAUGUCUCUCUCUCACCUGUCUGUAUCUCACAUGUUUCACUUGUCUGUAUCUCACAUCUCUCUGUCUCACCUGUCUGUAUCUCACAUGUCUCUGUCUCACCUGUCUGUAUCUCACCUGUCUCACGUCUCUGUCUCACCUGUCUGUAUCUCACAUGUCUCUGUCUCACCUGUUUCAGGCUCCGAGCAAGAAGAAUGGCGGCUCUCAGAGGAAAUCAGCGGACACUAAACCAGGAUCAGUGAAGAAGAACAUCCCGGUCGUCAAGGACAACGGGGAGGAGCAGCAGUACGGGGCCGUGGUGUGGCCUGUGUUCCAGGUGUACAUGUCAGCAUGUGGUGGCUCCGCCUCCUGCCUGCUGAUCGUGGCCCUGUUUGUCCUGAAUGUGGGAAGCUCUGCCUUCUGCCAUUGGUGGCUCAGUUACUGGAUCAAUCAAGGCAGCGGGAACACCACGGUAACCCUUGGCAACAGUUCGACAGUAAGUAUCAGCAUGAGAGAUAAUCCCAUGAUGCAACAGUACGCCGCCAUUUACGCCUCCUCAAUGGGAGUCAUGUUGCUCUUCAAACUCAUCAGAGGGGUCGCCUUCGUCAAGGGAACCCUCCGAGCUUCCUCUAAGCUGCAUGAUGAGCUCUUCCAUAAGAUCCUGCGUUGCCCCAUGAAGUUCUUUGACACGACUCCCACGGGACGGAUCCUCAACCGCUUCUCCAAGGACAUGGAUGAAGUCGACACUCGUCUGCCCUUCCAAGCGGAGAUGUUCAUCCAGAACGUGAUCCUGGUCUUCUUCUGCCUGGGCGUGAUCAGCUGUGUUUUCCCGUGGUUCCUGGUGGCCGUGGGUCCUCUGGUCCUGCUCUUUGCGGUGCUCCACAGCAUCUCCAGGGUCUUCAUCCGGGAGCUGAAGCGGCUGGACAAUGUGACAAUGUCUCCCUUCAUGUCCCACAUCACCUCCAGCAUCCACGGCCUGGCCACACUGCAGGCCUACGAUCGAGGCCGCGACUUCCUGCACAGGUACCAGGUGUUGCUGGACCAGAACCAGGCCCCGUUCUACCUGUUCAGCUGUGCGAUGCGGUGGCUGGCUGUGCGCCUGGACAUCAUCAGUGUGGCUCUGAUCAGCAUCACAGCUCUGAUGAUGGUUCUGAUGCAUGGAAAGAUCUCCCCUGCCUACGCCGGCCUUGCUAUCUCCUACGCCGUGCAGUUAACAGGUCUGUUCCAGUUCACGGUGCGCCUGGCCUCUGAGACCGAAGCUCGCUUCACCUCCGUUGAACGAAUCCAUCACUACAUCCAGUCCCUGUCCCAGGAGGCGCCGGCCCGGGUCAAAGGUCGAGCCCCGCCGCCCAACUGGCCGCAGGAAGGGAAGCUGGUGAUGAAGGAGGUGGAGAUGAGGUACCAGGAGAACCUCCCUCUGGUCCUCAACAAGAUCUCCUGCACCAUCCGACCCAAGGAGAAGGUCGGGAUCAUUGGCAGAACCGGAUCAGGUAAGUCGUCUCUGGGCGUGGCCUUGUUCCGGCUGGUGGAGUGCUCUGGUGGCUCCAUCUUGAUCGACGGCGUGGACAUCAGUGACAUCGGGUUGGCCGACCUUCGUAGCAAACUGUCCAUCAUCCCUCAGGACCCGGUGCUGUUCAGUGGCACCGUCAGGUCCAACCUGGACCCGUUUAACCAGUACAGUGAGGAGAAGAUCUGGGACGCCCUGGAGAGGAGUCACAUGAAGGAGUGUGUGUCCCAGCUGCCCCUGAAGCUGGAGUCAGAGGUGGUGGAGAACGGAGAAAACUUCUCGGUGGGGGAACGUCAGCUGCUGUGCGUGGCCCGAGCGCUGCUGAGACGGUGCAAGGUACUGAUCCUGGACGAGGCGACUGCAGCCAUGGACGCCGAGACAGACGCUCUGAUCCAGGAGACCAUCAGGAGCUCGUUCCACCACUGCACCACCCUGACCAUCGCUCACCGCCUCCACACUGUCCUGGCCUCCGACCGCAUCAUGGUGCUCAACCAGGGGCAGGUGGUGGAGUUCGACGAGCCGUCCAAACUGCUGGCCAAUGAGAACUCACGGCUGUGUUCGAUGCUGGCCGCCGUGGAAAACAAGAUCUCGGUGCGAGGAUGAGGACAAAGAAGCUGCUGUACUGUAACUGACCUCAGGGUGGCGCUCGCGGGCAUCGCUCUGACUUACUGUUGCUUUUUUGCGACAUUCUUCUCUCGAAUCAUGUGACCGUCGUUUUUAUGACCUGAUGUGAAGCAGGUCUGUGCUCACUGAAGUGCUUUAAACAUCUGUCACAUGUUGUCUGGUGGGUGGGGCUAAAGGACGCUGUACUUUAAUCUCUGUUGUUUUUAUCGAUGUUGUUUCGCCUCGACUGCGGUUUCCUUUGAUCCAGAAGCUGAUCAGCUAUUUAUGAAUUUGUUCAGAAUGUAAAGAGGACUGUUUUUAUUCUAACCUGACACACGUGAGCUUCUCUACAUUUUUAUAGUCUCUUUUUUGCACGUUUGUGUAGAUUUGAUUUUUAGUUCGUAAAGUGAAGCCUGUGCUGCCCUCUAGAGGAGAAGCACAGUAAGUACAUAUUAGUCCGGUUGGACUGUUAAUGACUCUGUAACUUGUUUGAUAUCAGUGAAAAAUGCAGCUUUUAAUCUCAGAGCGCGGCCGCUUUGUGUUUGCGUAGCGGCUGUGCUCAGGCUUCGUGUUGGUGGCUCUGUGAUCAGACAUCAUGAUAUUUACUGCAGAACACGCAGGAAGUGCCCAUGCACAUGAAAACAGUGAUUUAUUAAGCCUGAUGUUUCUGUUUCCUCCGUUUAUGGAGUUUCUUUUUCUCUUAAACGUCUUUAUUUAAUGUGAAAAUUAGAAAACGAUGCUGACUCCAGCGUGCGGGGCUCGAGCUCGGGCUGUGCACAUGUCAGCGUGUCUCUGUAGCUGUUCCUAUAAAUAAACUACUGACUUUAACUCCA
Molecule: messenger RNA, 5598 nt
Organism: Oreochromis niloticus (Nile tilapia)
Lineage: Eukaryota; Metazoa; Chordata; Actinopteri; Cichliformes; Cichlidae
Gene: abcc5
Product: ATP-binding cassette, sub-family C (CFTR/MRP), member 5
Exons: 32
Coding region: 293-4765 (1490 amino acids)
Biological process (GO): transmembrane transport
Cellular component (GO): membrane
Molecular function (GO): ABC-type transporter activity; ATP binding; ATP hydrolysis activity
Source: RefSeq, a predicted model, not a curated record